Molecule: messenger RNA, 4540 nt
Organism: Coregonus clupeaformis (lake whitefish)
Lineage: Eukaryota; Metazoa; Chordata; Actinopteri; Salmoniformes; Salmonidae
Product: vacuole membrane protein 1
Exons: 12
Coding region: 444-1691 (415 amino acids)
Source: RefSeq, a predicted model, not a curated record
AGUAUUAUAUACUUUUCAAAGUGGUAAUUUGGGCCAUGUCUUCUCCAAGACAUGACCUGAAAUGUCCUCACCCAGGGUGUCUUCUCAGUUUGGUCUGGGUAAUGUUUUUGCUCAAACCACAUAGAUUUGUUAGAUGUGUGUUCCAGGAAAGGGAUCUGAGUGUAUUUUUAGAGCUUUAAUUAGUCUUGAACUCUUGGGGUAGUUACUGCAAACGGUGAAAUGUCCCCUCACAUUUACUUGCCACCACCCCCUCCGUGGCCCCAGACUAUCCUUCUAGUGCGUUAUCUCUUACUGAGCCCCCAGCUCCCCACCACACCCUGCACUAGACUGUAGUCAUGUAUUAUUCUAUUGCCACCGGAGCUUGAAACGGUGGUUUUUGGCACAUUGCUGGCACUCAAGACAUCUCAGGAUGGUGUCCCCUGGUCCUCCCACUACUCAAUGAGAUGGCAAAAAAUGGGGCAGACUGUGAGCUACCUCAGAGGCGCCUAUCGGCCAAAGAAAAGCACAACAUGCAGUAUGCAGACUCCUUGUCGCUGAGUGAGAGGAAGCAGAGGGACCGCGAGGAGCGUGGGUCUCUGGUGUUAUGGAAGAAACCGCUCGUCACGCUACACUACUUCCUGCUGGAGCUGCGCAUAACCCUGAAGGACUGGAUGUGGGGGUUAUGGCGGCAGAGACAUUCAGUCUUGUCUCUGCUGGUGCUGGUCACCCUCUUCUCCAUCGCCUACUGUGUUAACGGAACACAUCAGAAGUAUGUACAACACAUGGAGAAGAGGUUCCUGUGGUGUGCCUACUGGGUAGGCUUGGGUAUCCUGUCCUCUGUGGGACUGGGGACUGGCCUGCACACCUUCCUCCUCUACCUGGGUCCACACAUAGCAUCAGUGACCCUGGCAGCGUAUGAAUGUGGUUCAGUGGAUUUCCCGGAGCCCCCCUACCCCGAGCAGAUCAUCUGCCCCCAGGAGGAGGUGCUGUUGGGGGGGACGGCAGCAGCUGUACAGGGAGGCAUCUCCCUCUGGACCAUUGUCUCCAAGGUCCGCUUAGAGGCCUGCAUGUGGGGAGCGGGCACAGCCAUCGGGGAGCUUCCUCCCUACUUCAUGGCGCGGGCAGCGAGGCUGUCUGGAGAAGAGCCUGAUGAUGAAGAGUAUGAAGAGUUUGGAGAGUUGCUGGAGCAGGCAGAGACUCCACAGGAUUUUGCCACCAGAGCAAAACUAGCAGUGCAGAAAAUGGUUCAGAGAGUUGGAUUCUUUGGAAUUCUCGCCUGUGCCUCUAUUCCAAAUCCACUGUUUGACCUAGCAGGUAUAACAUGUGGCCAUUUCCUUGUUCCCUUUUGGACCUUUUUUGGAGCAACACUAAUUGGGAAAGCCAUCAUCAAAAUGCACAUUCAGAAACUGUUUGUGAUCAUAACCUUCAGCAGGCACAUAGUGGAGCAGAUGGUGUCUCUGAUCGGUGCUGUCCCAGUGCUGGGCGUCUCUCUACAGAAGCCCUUUAGGGAGUACUUGCAGGCCCAGAGAGCCAAGAUGCACCACCAUGCGGGAGAGGAGACCCCAGCCGAUGAAAACUGGCUGUCGUGGGGCUUUGAGAAGGUGAUCGUGGUCAUGGUUUGUUUCUUUGUCUGCUCCAUUGUCAACUCCAUGGCCCAGAGCUAUGCCAAGCGCCAGCAGCAGCAGAAGUACUCUGAGGGCAAAACCAAGUGAAGGCGACACUGAGAAGAGAGGAGAGCAGCUAGCCUAGCACACAUUCUGGGCUCUCGGUCAAAAAACCCUCAGCACAAACUUGCUGCUUCCUCCUCUUUUUUCUCUAUCUCCAAUAAUCUCCAAUGAGACACAAACCGCCAUAAUCCGAAGUAUGGGCGUCCAUGUUAUCGAUCGAUGGAUAUCCAUCCAUAUGAAGUAACCGUUUUCUUUGUUUCUGUAGUGGUACUGAAGGUUAUCCGUUUACAUGGAACUUGGACUUAAUUUAUUCACUUACAAGGCUUUUUUUUUAUAGAGAUGAUGGCCCAUAGUUUUUUGCUUCCUCAGCGGUUGUUCACUAUAAGGUAGGUGCUUGGUUAUGUGGUGUGGUGCUGUAUGGAUAGGACAUCCAUUUCAUUGAGCAGCUCUACAGUGACUGUGUGUGGGUGGGUUAGCAGCUACUGGUACUGAUUUUCCUCUGCGAGGCUUUAAGUACUCUUUGGUCCAGCUUCCACUACUAGAACAAAUGGUCUUAUCAUAAAGCCUGUUUAUUUAAAUGAUUAUGUUUGGCUUGGAUGGGUUUUAUAUUACUUAAAUUAUUUGGUGAGUGUACUGUAAUGCUGGGACUGAGGUUAUAUAUUAUGUAAGUUGUGUAAGGCCUAAUCUGUUUUUUCCCAGUUAAUUUAUUAGGAGUUGUGAUUUUUGUUGUUUUUUGAAAUGUUGUUGCAUUAUGGCAAUAUGAAAUGGCAUAGACAAGGAAUGUACAUGGACUGCACAUCUUGUAAAUAUAGCUAUGAUAAUAUAUGAUUUUCAUAACUUCACUUCUACAAAUCUGCUGUAGAUAGAAUAAAUCAAAUAAAUCAAAACAGGGAGUUCAAUCACUUGAUUUUUAUCUGUACGUAUGCUACUAUUGAUGUCAUUUCUAUGCUGUAAAAUUCCACAGAGUGAGCACCUUUGGGUCAGACUUCAUAAAUCGUCCAUGAAUCAUUCUGCUGGUCCCUUUGUCUGGAGUUAUUGUUCUACUUCCAGUAAGAGAGCACAUGAGUCAGACCUGGGGCUGCUCAACCAACCAGAUGCAGUGAUGGAUUGAAUCAGAUCUGUGUUUGUGCCACUUCUGUAACUCUCUUCCUUAUAGAGCCUUUCAUUCAGAUCCCAAGUUGUGUUUGGUGGUAUCUGUUUACUUUAUAUGAUCUUUUAGGGGUUGUGCCAGGUUUGAAGCUCGUGGUAAGUGUUUCCUUUGUCUUCAGUGCCUGACUGUGGAAGGAGUUUCAGACAGUGUGUGUGUUAAUGCAGUAGACUCCUCUGCACUCUCUCAACUCCCAUGUAAAGCUUGAACGCUCCGCAAGCUCAUGUUCACAAUUCCGCUGGGAGGAAGGGCAGCACUUUAAAUGAUGUUAUGUCAUCAAUAUGUAUAUUUUUUCUGUCUUAUGCUUGUUGGAUAACGUCAGCUGGCUUGUGAUCCAAGAUUCCUAUUUUUCGUAAUUGCUGGUGAAUUAUUUUUGUAUUUUUUUUGUACUGUUGCCCUGGUAUGUUGGUUUGGGAGCUCCGGGCAGACAGGCAGGAAAGGGGGGAAGAGCGAGCAGAGAGAGAAAGAGAGCGAAAGGGAGAGCGCAGUGAAAAGGGUCUGUGGCGUUACCUCCAGUGAACCCUCCUAUGAACUCGCUGCACUGCCCCAGUGACAGAGCCAGGAGACGAAUCAGUCGAGUAGAUUCAAAACAGAGAGGCACUGUUGAAUGCACAGAGACUCAGCCUCCCUCCAGUCUGCUGCAGCUCUGCUAAUCACGCCAUUCAAAUAAAGCCUCACUCUCUCAGGGUAAGUAAUGGAAGGAUUUUUUUCCUCCUCUUUCCUCAUGUUGCGUGUGUGUGUGUGUCUCAGGCAUGUCCGUUACUCUCUCGGCCUGUCAGAUAGCUUAUCAGACUGGUGUUGGCUGUUACAUUGCAAGGCGACAACAGUCUGUAGGCUGUCUGACAUUUCGGGCUCUUUCAUCUGACCAGCAUCCUGUUUUCUCUUUGUCUGUCUGGUGUUGUUGUCGUUGUUGAAAUAUCGGUUUCCAUUUUGAGCUGUGUGGUCUGAUGUUAUAGUUCCUUUGUUGUAAAAUAUUUUAGACAUACGUUUUAUUUAUUUUUUAUUGAUGUGUUCUUUGUUGACUUCUUUUAAAGUGGUUAUAUAUGUAUGUCUUUUUGUAAAUUAAAAUGUAUUGCCGUUAAUUUGUCUGAUUGGUGUGUGUGCGUGUAUGUGUGCAUGUGUCUCUAUCUUUACUUUAGUUUUUCGCACCGGUAUCAUUGCCUAUCUGUUAAAAGGGCUUGUGUGUGUUUCUGGGGUUUGGCUCAGUCCCCUUGAAUUUCCAGAGAAUCAGGAAAGCACACACCUUAUUGCAACACUUCAUUGUGACAGACAGCCAGUAUUUGCUAUGGUACACACAGUCCUCACCUCAGAUAGUUCCCCCUUCCACUUUACACUUCCCUCUUUUCUCUCACACUUCUUUCCAUUUUCCACUAUUGCUCAAUAGCUGCUUUUUUUUUGUCUAACGUUGCAUUUUAUUAGUACAGCUUUUUUCUUGUUUUUGCUUGAGGGUUUGUAUUUAGAAAAAGUUGAAAUCAUGGCUUGACCAGUAGAUGUUCUUUCUGUGGUCAUAAAUCUGCUGAGCCAAGAUGACUUACCUUUUGAGAAAUUACUUAUGUUUUCCUUGGCAGUUUUAGAACAUCCUGUUCCAUAAGGGAGCCCCAUUUUUGCGUGUGUCUUUCUGUGUGUGUUUACGUUUCUAUGUGUAAAUGUCUGUGUAAUGGUGGGUGUCUGUACUUGGGAAUUCUUUUCAAAUUAUGUAUGUACUGUUUUAUCUGUUUUCUCUUUAAAUAAAGUGGACUAAAAUAAA